CGGAAUAAAAAAACCCUGUAACUGUUGAAUGUUGUUUUUUCCAAUAUAAAUGCUUGUAGUGGGGACACUCUCCCACAAGAACACAGACAGAAACAUGGCAGAUUCAGUGGGUGAGUGGCACUUGACAGGUAUGGUCUUUCUCUUCAUCGUCUGGGCAUCGUCCUUGUCGGCAUUCGAACAGCACAACCUCCAAAGCUGCAAUACAACUUCUCAUCAAGCAUCAUGGUACAGUUGCCGUUCCGAGCUUGUAAAGUGUCAGACUUUCGCGGUUAUUCGGGCAAAUUCACAGUUCGAUUCGCUCUCGAAAGUGAGUUCCCAGCUGGGAGUGGAUCCCUUAGCUGUUGCCGCCGCCAGCGGUUUGGACGCAGACGCUGAGUUCGUGUCGGAGGGUCAGCUUCUGCUUCUCCCAGUUGUCUGCAGAUGCAACGGAAGCUUCUACGAGGCCUCUCUUCUCAGAACUUGCGUCAAUGGAGACAGCUUUCUCUCCAUCGCUGAGUCUCUUCAAGGCCUGACCACUUGCCUAGAUGUAAGAGAGAAGAAUCCAGAAGUUUCUGAAGAGAAUCUGGGACAGAAUGUUCAGUUGGUUGUGCCGUUUAGGUGUCGUUGCCCAGACCAAACCGUUUCAAACGCGGAAUUCAUUGUUUCUUACCCGAUGAGCGACGGGGACAGCAUUUCGAGCUUAGCCCAUCGGUUCAAUACGUCAGAGAAGGAUAUUCUGUCUGUGAACAACGGAUCUCAAGUGGGUCCUUUCACUUCUGUUCUGGUCCCACUUGAUCAUAGGCCGGUUCUGGAUCCUUUGUCUAAACCCUUGGUUAAACCUCACAGGAAGAAAAAACUAUCAAAAGGGGCAAGGAAGAAGCGCCUUUACAUGGCCAUAAUCGGCACAGUCGCGGGACUCGCCGUUCUUAUAAUGAUCUUGGUGUUUGGUUACUUGCGCCACAAAAGAAGGUCCAAAACGCAGACGCGAGGCUCGAUCAGCAACAAAGAUCCAGAGACGCAGCAGCUCAGUCUGAGCGUUCGCACCGCUAGCGACAAGAAAGUCUCGUUCGAAGGUUCAGUACAAGACGGUCCGACGACGGACUGUCAGAAUACAAUCGGCACCUCAACGCCGCGGAAGCUCGUUCUCGAGAUUUUCACCAUUGAAGACUUAGAGAGAGCUACCGAGAAUUUCAGUCCGGGCAAUCACAUCGAGGGCUCGGUGUAUCACGGCCUGUUCAAAGGCAAGGACUUGGCGAUAAAGCGAGUGGGUGCAGAAACGAUGAAAAGAGUCGAUUUUGGGCUUCUAACCGAUCAGUCAUACUUCAAUCACAACCUGAUCAAGGUUCUGGGGACGUCGUGUUUCGGAGAAGAGGACAAAGACGGUUAUUUGGUUUUCGAAUACGCCAAGAAUGGAUCGUUGAGGGACUGGAUCCAGAACAAACUAGCGAUCAAGAACCAGUUCAUCGAGUCGUGCUACUGUUUCUUGGGGUGGAAACAGAGAAUCAGAAUCUGUCUCGACGUGGCUAUGGCCUUGAAAUACAUGCACCAGAUGAAUUACGUCCACCGCAACCUAAAAAGCAGGAACAUCUUCCUGGACGAAGAUCUCAGAGCCAAAGUUGGGAACUUUGGCAUGCCGAAAUGCGAUGAUGAUUCUCCCAAGUAUGAUAAAGAAACCGAUGUUUACGCCCUCGGGAUUAUCCUUCUGGAGGUGUUGACAGGUCAAACGGCGGAAACGUUGCUUGGAGCGCAAGAAACACGGGAGAAACUGGUGUAUGCGCUCGGGGACAAGGAAACGCUGAGGGAAAUGAUGGACAGUGCGUUGGGGGAGAGUUAUGCGGUAGAAUCGGCUUUGGAAAUGGCGAGAAUUGCCAGAGAUUGCGUAGCGGAAGAUUCUGGAUCGAGGCCGAAUGCUUCCGAGAUUGAAGAGAGGCUUCAAAGGUUGGUAAGAGACGAAGAAGACGAAGAAGAAGCGGAAGAAGAAGACAGAGUGUUAGAGAAGGAGAGCACGUUGGUCUCUGAGAGCUCUUGCAAGCCUUUGGUAAAGAAGGCUGUUGAUUAGUAGAUAACUUUAAAUUUGUAAUUAAUGCGUAGCUUUUGUCAUAUAUAUAUAUCCUAAAAAUUAGAAAAUAA
This is a messenger RNA of Tarenaya hassleriana, 2109 nucleotides long. Its product is annotated as protein LYK2. The record is from RefSeq and is a predicted model, not a curated record. Gene Ontology annotation, biological process: protein phosphorylation. NCBI's taxonomy places the organism in Eukaryota, Viridiplantae, Streptophyta, Magnoliopsida, Brassicales, Cleomaceae. Gene Ontology annotation, molecular function: ATP binding; protein kinase activity. The transcript is spliced from 2 exons. The coding region runs from base 50 to 2038 and encodes 662 amino acids.